AAGACCAGGACCUGGAAGACAUGGAUCUUGGACAAAGAAUUUCACAGGUGCUUCUGCUGACGACAGCCAUGGCGCUCUGCUUUCGAGUGACAACUGCGCAAGUCAUCGCUCUCAUCCCUGCUGUACUGCCCCCCACACCCAUGACACUUCACAGCGUUCCAGUGUUUGCCACUCACGCUAAACCGGUCUCACGCCCUCUGCAAAUUCGAGGAUCAGUCUUGGCACAAGAACCCGAUGGUACAGAAGUUCUUAUUGGACCGCUCGACGGUGGAUCCAUUGUUGCAGCACAAAUCAAUGUUCACAGUCCACUUCAAUUAGUUGUACACCAGCCUGUUCCAUACGCUAGCGCCACCGGAAAUCCUAUGGCUGUUCCACUGAAACUACUGUUUACUCGUUUCCCGCCGUUCAUCGAAGCUAUCGUUCAGAGAAUUCAGAACUACUUUUCUACCUAUAAUCACGUAGGCAAUGAGAAUUAUCAAAUCUCAACACCGGAAAAUGAUCCAUUACCAACAACAACGACGCCCACAACACCCGCGUCAACGUUUAUAGCAACGACGGCGACAACACCAGUGUCAGCGUCUACAACAACGACGCCCACAACACCCGCGUCAACGUCUAUAGCAACGACGGCGACAACACCAGUGUCAGCGUCUACAGGGACUGAGACAACUCUCCAGCCCGUUCCAACCAAUGUUGGCUCGCAGACAGAAAAUAACCCUCAUGACGAACACAAUUCAUCAUUCCCAUCGUUUAGUGUACAAGAGGGAACUUAUCGGCAUAGGUACGAUCCACCAGCAUCCAGCCCUUUCAAAUAUCCAUACCCCAAAACAGGUUUCCACAGGUUUACAGGGAAAGAAUUUCCUUCUCCGGAAAUGUGA
Molecule: messenger RNA, 878 nt
Organism: Cryptotermes secundus
Lineage: Eukaryota; Metazoa; Arthropoda; Insecta; Blattodea; Kalotermitidae
Product: protein TIC 214-like
Exons: 3
Coding region: 21-878 (285 amino acids)
Source: RefSeq, a predicted model, not a curated record